UUUGUAGCACAUCAGUAUGCUUUCAAACAUUUCAACGUCAACAUCGGCAGUGGAGAAAAUCUAAAAUGUUAUCAAAAAUAGUGAGAAGACAACGCUGUAAUCGUUUAAAUAUUUGGACACAUAAAGAAUUCUCCACAGCUAUUGAUAUAAAGCCUGACCUUUCGGCUCUGGAAACUUCCUAUGUCAGCGAUUUACAAAAAGAAUGGCAAGCAGCCAAACCAUUUGCAGGAAUACCUGGUCCAACACGAUUUCAAAUGGUUCGUGGUUUCAUGAAAGGUGGUGAUUUUCACGAUAAACCCUUUGAUGCUGUUUUGGGUCUCUUUCGUGAGCGUUAUGGUGAUAUUUAUUUGAUGCCUGGAAUGUUUGGCCAAAAUACAAAUUUGAUCACCUUUAAUUUGAAGGAUCAUGAGAAAAUUUUUCGCACCGAAGGCGCAUAUCCCUUAAGACCGGGUAAUGAAUUGACUCUAGAUUAUCGUUUGACUCGAAAGGACGAUCUAUAUGAUGAGGAUAACUUGGGUGUUGUUGGACAUGGCUCGCAAUGGAGUAAAUUUCGUCAUGCUGUAAAUCCAGUCCUAAUGCAACCCAGAAAUACGGUGCUCUACAUUGACCCCGUUGCUAAAGUGAAUGAAGAUUUUAUAGAAAGAAUACAUGAAAUUCGCGAUCCCAACACCCUAGAAGUUCCUGGCAAUUUCCUUACCGAGAUUAAACGUUUAGCAUUUGAUUCGGUGGCCUCCAUUGCAUUGGACAAACACUUUGGCCUCGUUAGCAACAAAAGCUCUGUACCAGAAGCUCUAGAAUUAUUUGACAAUUUCCAAGUUUUUUCAUUAGCUAUGUACGACUUGGGCAUAAAGCCCUCAAUUUAUAAGUACUUUAAGACACCCACUUACCGACGUUUCGAGAAUUCAAUGGACAGAAUAACCCAUAUAUGUCGAAAAUUCGUUGAUGAAGCUUUGGAGCGUAUCGAAAAAAGUGGAGGAGAAGGUAAAAGUGUUUUAGAGAAAUUAGUAAAAAUCGAUCGCAGAAUUGCCGUAAUCAUGGCCGUGGACAUGUUAAUAGCUGGGGCCGAUACUACAGCCACAAUUAUGUCGGGAGCCCUACUGUGUUUGGCCACCAAUCCGGAUAAACAACAAAAGCUGCGUGAAGAGAUACUGAAUACUAUUGGCAAAAACGAAAAAUUCACCAUGGAAAAUAUGAAAAAUCUUCCCUACUUGAGGGCUUUCAUUAAGGAGUCCUUGCGCAUAUAUCCUUUGGUGUUCGGAAAUCUACGAAGUACGGGCAUGGACCUAUGUUUAAGUGGCUACCAAAUACCCAAAGGAACCAAUGUUAUAAUGACUUCAAAUAUGUUGCUACAAGAUGAAGCCUACUUCAAUAGUCCCAAGGAAUUUUUGCCUGAACGCUGGUUACGUUCCAACAACGAAGAAUUAUCGGAUGGUGCCUCUCUUAAGUAUAACAAUCCAUUUAUAUUUUUACCUUUUGGUUUUGGGCCACGUUCGUGCGUUGGAAAACGUAUUGUUGACUUGGAGAUGGAAAUAACGCUGGCCAAUAUUGUACGCAAUUUUCAGAUCGAAUUCAAUUACUCAACGGAAAAUGCAUUCAGUACAUACUUCAUGAACACAUGUACAAUACCCUUGAAGUUUAAAUUUACAGAUUUGAAAUAAAAACUACUUGAAAAUUAAAGCGAA
Molecule: messenger RNA, 1682 nt
Organism: Stomoxys calcitrans (stable fly)
Lineage: Eukaryota; Metazoa; Arthropoda; Insecta; Diptera; Muscidae
Product: probable cytochrome P450 12c1, mitochondrial
Exons: 4
Coding region: 66-1658 (530 amino acids)
Molecular function (GO): heme binding; iron ion binding; monooxygenase activity
Source: RefSeq, a predicted model, not a curated record